Prorocentrum cordatum is the source of this 2130-nucleotide messenger RNA. The record is from the annotation of a GenBank genome assembly. Lineage: Eukaryota; Dinophyceae; Prorocentrales; Prorocentraceae.
GCUGGAUCAUACGAGUUGUUGCAUGAUUGGCGCAAGGCAGGAUGCAUUGGCAUGUUGUCUGCCGCCUACGAGCAGAACGGGAAGUCUCGUGCAGGUGGCAUUACCAUGGGCACUUUGAAGAAGUAUAAGGUUCAGUCGAUGCGGCAUUUGGCGUCGUCGCCAUCGGACCAGGUCGGGCUUCGUGACCUGGAUCGGCGUCCAGAGGCCAUGCCAGGCAUCGGCUUCCGUGAUAUGGUGGCUAUGCAGCUACGGGCCCAGGGCCAGUCGUUGUUGAUCGUUGGUGUGUACAUGACCUCUUCGAUCGGGCCGAAGGCAAACGCUCCCAAGCUCGCUAACGUUGGCACUUUGGUUUCGACGGUUCAAGGGCCGUGGCUUGCCAUCGGUGACUGGAAUAUGACCCCAAAAGAGUUAGCUGGUACGGGGUGGUUGGGUCUUGUGAAUGGCAGUGUGAUCGUUCCGUCUAACACUGAGUACACGUGCACGUUGGGUUCAGGGCGCAUGUUGGAUUAUAUCGUGGCUUCUCCGCAUGCAAUGCCAUGGGUCGAGUCUCUCUUGGCGGACUUUCAGGCGGUGGAGGGGGCGGGCAAGGCCCAUUAUGGGCUCCAGCUCAGCCUCAACUUCGACGCCUGCCGUGCCAGAGCGUGGCUCAUGAGGCGCAAGCUGGCCAUCAAGAGCCCGCCUCCGUUGCAGUACGCCCUUUUCGAGGAGGAGGAUGACGAGUUUCUCACGGACGGGGAGGACACGGACGUCCCUGACGAGGAUGAUGAUGUGCAGGUGGCCGUCUCUGAUUCGGAAGUGGACACGCAUGCUUCGAUUCAGUUGGAGUGGUCGUCCGAGGCGAAGGACCUGUUGUGGCAGCAGGUGGCGCCCGCAGUUUCGCGUCGACCCGUUCCUGAUUUUGUUCAGCAGUCGUUGGCGUUUCAGGCGGCCGAGGAGGAAGCUUAUGACCUCGGGGAUGCUUUCGCGUCUUGGGUCUCAACCAUGGAGUUGUAUUAUCUUGAAUUGUAUAAGGUGGACCCCUUGGCGAGGAGGCAGUACCGUGGUCGUGACUCCUUGCGGGGCCCUCAGUUGGGAGUCUAUGCUGGAAGUAAGCCUUACCCUACUGCCGCUGAUCCCAGUGCUCGCUGGUGGGCCUCUGUGGCUAACCUGCUGGAGGAGUUGGUGGGCCAGAAGGGGGAUAAGCGCAAUCUCCCUCGGGCUCGGCAUCUUCGUGACCAGCUCUCGCAGCUGGAUGGCUCCAUCCCGUCCACGCAGAUCGUUCCCUUGCCUGCCCGUCGUCGUGAUCGAUGGCUUCGCGGUCUACGAACUCUGGAUGGGGCGACCUCGGAGUCUCUGGCGACCUUCGCUGCUGGGGCGCGCAGGGCCUCGGACCAGGCCCUGCGCGCUGUCGCUCGGCAGCGUCACCACGCUUUUCGCGAUUGGGUCCAUCAGCAGGCUGUUCUGGGAUGUGGCGCUCUGCAUCGGUUUGUGCGUGACCCCACGGCCGAGGUCAGCGAGGUCAGAGUGCACGGCGAUACGUCUUUGGAUGCGGCCUCUGUGAUGGAGGCCAAGGCGGCGCUCUGGAGUGCGAUAUGGACGCCAUCCAACGUCGUCGACGACCAGGCGCUCCGCGUGCUGCAGCGGGCUCGGCGGCUGGCGCUUCAGGACGAGCUGGAGCCCCUCACUCUGGUCCAGCUGGAGGAGGCGCUCCGUGCUGUGCCACCUCGGAAGGCGCGCGGCAUCGAGUCGGUCGGCCAGCGGGACGUCUGGUGGCUGCCUGAGUCUGGCCGCCGUGCGCUACUCGAUUUGUUUCAUUUGAUCGAGGCCAAGGUUGCUUGGCCUUGGCAGUGGCUCACCGCUAUCGUUGUUCUGCUUCGCAAACCUGAUGUGCGCAAGGAUCGCGCCAUAGGCUUGCUCACCUGGUUGGGUCGUUUGUGGAGCCGCAUGCGGUCUCGCCCUGCGGAAGUGUGGGCUGCGGCUCGCUCUGGUCCUUGGGACGCCGCAGUUCGAGGCAACAGCGCUCUACGAGAGGCUCUGCUCAGGUGCUAUGCCGACGAGGCUGCGCUUGCCUCAGUCCUGCCUGAGUAUUGCUCUGCCUCAGUUUUGUGGGAUGUGGAAGCGUUCUAUGACACCAUUCGAUGGGAUCGCGUG